Oikopleura dioica is the source of this 330-nucleotide messenger RNA. The record is from the annotation of a GenBank genome assembly. NCBI's taxonomy places the organism in Eukaryota, Metazoa, Chordata, Appendicularia, Copelata, Oikopleuridae.
AUGUAUCAUUUUGCUUACAAUCCUCUAGCUGACUUCAAAAAAGUAUUGAUCGAUCGUCUUCCGCAAAAUAACGUUCUCAACCAUUGGGCUUUCCGAGAAGAUUUAAUGGGUGCACCAUUGCGCAAAGGGGUCGUCUUCAAGCAAAUCGAACUCAAUCUCGACAAUCUUUUACUGACACUUUUGUUCGUCACUUCUACCAUCGGGUACUCAAGUUAUGCCAUAAGAUCAUUCUUCUGUACACAAAAAGAAGAGCCAAAACAAAUAGUUCUACCGAAAAAGACGCCAAAAGAAGUUCCAACUAAAGAACCAUCUGCUCAUGGUGAUACAUGA